Molecule: messenger RNA, 1472 nt
Organism: Hippopotamus amphibius kiboko
Lineage: Eukaryota; Metazoa; Chordata; Mammalia; Artiodactyla; Hippopotamidae
Gene: DNAJC17
Product: DnaJ heat shock protein family (Hsp40) member C17
Exons: 11
Coding region: 520-1395 (291 amino acids)
Biological process (GO): spliceosomal complex disassembly
Cellular component (GO): spliceosomal complex
Molecular function (GO): RNA binding
Source: RefSeq, a predicted model, not a curated record
GGGCUGUAGACUGGGCUCCAAGUGGGUAGCUGGUUUGGGAAAAUGGGCUGAGAAGGAGGGCAAGGCAAGGGUUGAGGCCCAGGAAGGGACACUGGGAGCACUAAAGGGCUCUCACCCAGAGGUGACAGCCCGAGGGGUGGGAGGACCAGAAGGGUGACCUCAGGGAUGGUCUGGCCAUCCAGAUCUUUUAGGGCGCAUAGGGGCAACAUAUGGGGAGAAACAGCCCAGACUCUGUGCAUGGUUUCUGGUGGUUCAGGCUGCACAGGUCACUGUCCUGAGUCUGGACUGUGGGCUGUGGUUAGCAAGCUACAAGAGAUGUUGAUGUGAGGUCCAGGUGCCCCCAGAAUCAUCUUGGUACCACCAGCAGGCCCACAUUUUGGGAAUGUUGAAGGUGAGGAUGCUGGUCUGGGGGGUGGCUGGCACCCUGCUUGCUCAGAGCCUUAGGAACAGUUCAGUUUCUUCAGGAAUUUGGGGAUUUCUCUGUAGUGCUGUCGCCGUAUUGACCACAGGCUAUGAGGGAUGAAAAUGGCCAACCUUUUAGGCAGAGGGGACUUCCAGGUGAAGAAGGCAUAUAGGCAGAAGGCCCUCUCCUGCCACCCAGACAAAAAUCCGGAUAAUCCCAGAGCAGCUGAACUCUUCCACCAGCUUUCUCAGGCCUUGGAGGUACUGACUGAUGCUGCUGCCAGGGCUGCAUAUGACAAGGUCAGGAAAGCCAAGAAGCAGGCAGCAGAGAGGACCCAGAAACUUGAUGAGAAAAGGAAGAAAGUGAAGCUUGACCUGGAGGCCCGGGAGCGGCAGGCCCAGGCCCACGGCAGCGAGGAGGAGGAGGAGAGUCGGAGCGCCAGGACGCUAGAGCAAGAGAUCGAACGCCUGCGAGAAGAGGGUUCCCGGCAGCUGGAGGAACAGCAGAGGCUCAUCCAGGAGCAGAUACGCCAGGAACGGGAACAGAGGUUGAGAGGAAUGGCAGAAAAUCCUGAAAGCAAAGGAACUCCCAAGCUAAAGCUCAAGUGGAAGAGCAAAAAGGAGGCCGAGUCACAAGGUGGCUAUUCCAGAGACGUCCUCCUGCGGCUUUUUGAAAAGUAUGGAGAGGUGCUCAACCUGGUACUUUCCAGUAAGAAAGCAGGCACCGCCGUGGUGGAAUUUGCAACCGUCAAGGCUGCGGAGCUGGCUGUCCAGAAUGAAGUGGGCCUGAUCGAUAACCCUCUGAAGAUUUCCUGGUUGGAGGGACGGCCCCAGAACUUGAUGGGCCCCAACCACCCAGGACUGUCCCAGGGCUCAGUGCGGUCCGAGAGGGACUAUGAGAGCCUUGUCAUGAUGCGCAUGCGCCAGGCAGCUGAGCGGCAGCAGCUGAUCGCCCAGAUGCAGCAGGAGGACCAGGCGGGGCAGCCCACGUAGCCUUCUGCCUCCAGCCCACCCAUCCCACAGCCCUUUUCUUAAACAUCACCAAUAAACGUUUCUUUUCCUUUUUUUAA